AUGGACAGGACACAAGACAUAAUGGCUUUGAUCUGUCUGUUAUUUCUCAAACUGCCAAAGUUUGAUAUGGCUAGUGGAAAAAUCUUAGAGGAGACUUAUCAGAAGUGGGUUCAGUAUAAAGAAGACUGUGUCGAAAUGAUAGAAAACCAGCCGCUCCCUCAAGUGGGCCUGUUCUGUAACAGGACUUUUGACAGAUACGCCUGCUGGCCAGAUACUCCCGCCGGCUCUAUGGUCAACAUCUCGUGUCCUUUCUACCUGCCCUGGUAUGACAAAGUGUCCCACGGAGUUGUGCGUCGGCGGUGCGGCUCUGAUGGCCUCUGGGAGGGCGAGAACAGCGGGCAGGUGUGGAGGGAUAUGACACAGUGUGAGGAAGAAAAAGAGGUGACAUCUCAAGAGUUGUGGUUCAAACAACUGAUGGUGAGCUUCAGGAUGUUGUACACUGUCGGCUAUUCCUUGUCCCUCUUCACGCUCAUAACGGCUUUUAUCAUUCUCCUGAGCUUUAGGAAACUACAUUGCACCAGGAACUUCAUUCAUGCGAACCUUUUCCUCUCGUUCAUCCUGCGAGCUGUAUCUGUCAUCGUUAAGGACACCAUGCUAGAGCGCCACUGGGGACGAGAAAUCAUGAAACAGACCGACGUGAGUGAAAUGCUCAGUCACCAGGCUGCCUUUGGCUGCCGGAUAGCACAGGUGAUGAUGCAAUACUGUGUCCUGGCCAAUCACUAUUGGUUCUUUGGAGAGGCAAUUUAUCUGUACUCUGUGCUCAUAGCCUCAGUGUUCAUCGACAACAACAAGCACUUGCCUUACAUCUGUCUGGGCUGGGGAACACCACUUUUAUUUGUGGUUCCUUGGGUAGUAAUGAAGCUGUUGAAAGAAAACAAAGAGUGUUGGGCUGUCAAUGAGAACAUGAACUACUGGUGGAUCAUUCGUUUCCCAAUUCUGUUUGCUUCACUAAUCAACUUUCUGAUUUUCAUGAAGAUCCUGAAGGUCAUUCUUUCCAAAUUACGAGCCAGCAACCAGAGUGGAUACCCAGAUUACAAACUUCGGCUUGCAAAGGCAACCCUGACCCUCAUUCCUCUGUUUGGGAUUCAUGAGGUCAUAUUCAUCUUUGCUACAGACGAGCAGACAACAGGCGUUCUGCGCUUCAUUAAAGUUUUCUUCACCCUUUUUCUCAAUUCAUUUCAGGGCUUUCUGGUGGCUGUGCUCUACUGCUAUGCUAAUAAAGAGGUGAGGACUGAGCUGAGGAGGAAGUUACGCAGCUGGAGGAUGGAGGCGGAGAUUAUAUGCUGUGGACAGUGA
Seriola dumerili (greater amberjack) is the source of this 1296-nucleotide messenger RNA. Its product is annotated as glucagon receptor-like. The record is from RefSeq and is a predicted model, not a curated record. NCBI's taxonomy places the organism in Eukaryota, Metazoa, Chordata, Actinopteri, Carangiformes, Carangidae. Gene Ontology annotation, cellular component: plasma membrane. Gene Ontology annotation, biological process: cell surface receptor signaling pathway; adenylate cyclase-modulating G protein-coupled receptor signaling pathway. The transcript has 13 exons. The coding region runs from base 1 to 1296 and encodes 431 amino acids. Gene Ontology annotation, molecular function: glucagon receptor activity; peptide hormone binding.